GUCUUUUGGCUCCGGCAAACACCUGUCGAAGUGUCCUUGGUUCUCAUGGAUUUCUUCUUGAUGUAUGGAGCUGACAUUCCAUCACUCCUUUCCCUCCCCACCCCACCCCCAGUUCAUUGGCAAGCUGAGAAGCAAUAAUGGUUGCAAUAGCAUACAUGUGCUUCCAAACCUGACAUGCAAAUGCAAAAAAAAUAAUAAUGCAGCAACCACCUUCUUUAUCAUCCAGCAUUGGAAAAACCCCUGGACAAAAACCCAACAUUAUUUGCAUUUGUGUUUUGAAUCCAGCGACCGAAUGAGGAAGGCACGGGAGGGAAAACGCUAGUUAUGAGAAGUAGUUCUGAACAGCAGCGAGAGCAAGGCACGAGAAGGCACAUUGGGUGAACUUUCAGUAUCACAAGAACUCUGUGUUGUAGCUGUGAUUCAGCCUGGCUGAAUAAUUGUUUGCUCUCACUUACCUGCAAGAUAAAGAACCGUUCAACUUGGUCUCAGUUGAGUUUCAGUUCUCCUAGGAAAGUCAUCGCCUGCUAUUUUUCCUAAGAAAUGGACCCUGACAUGGACUUUCGGAAAUGUCGACUUUCCUGCUUCCUGCUCUUUGUUUGGUCUUUUAACUGUGGGGUGUGUGUGGAGGUGACUGUGCCACCCGAUCCUGUGAUGGAGCAGAAAGGUUCACAUGUGGAAAUUCCUUGUCGCUAUAAAACAUCUGUGGGCAAAAGCUUUGCUUUGGAAUGGAGGUUUGCCGGUGGCACCACAGCCCCUGAUGCUGGGACACAGAUUCUGUAUUUUGCAAAUAAUAUGCUCUACAAGCCAAGUGCGCAAGCUGACCGGCUCAGCCUCCUUCACGAACCUCCCACGCUGGGAGAUGCUUCCAUCCGAUUGAACAAUAUCCGGGCAUCGGAUGCUGGCACUUACAUCUGCGAAGUGAAUAACCCGCCAGAUUUCGAUGGCACUGGUACUGGGCUUGUGAGUCUCGUCGUUUUAAUGCCACCAUCUACACCAGUCUGUAAGGGCUCCACCUCUUCACCUAUUGGAUCAGAUGUCACCUUCUCCUGCAGUUCUUCUGAAGGUGUGCCUGCCCCGAUUUAUUCCUGGACUCUGCUGGAUUCUAAACAGCCAUUUCCUGCUUCCAACAUGGUGCAAAACCAACAAAAGGGAACUCUCCUAUUGACCAACCUCACACUUCAGUCGUCAGGUACCUACCGCUGCAUUUCUUCCAAUGAGUUUGGACACCAAAGUUGCCAAAUCUCCCUCCAUGUGACAGGUGUUUCAAAAGCUGGAGCAGUUGCAGGUGCCCUUAUUGGGGCCAUUUUAGUCCUAUUCCUGCUUGGAGCCAUUGUCCUCUACGUCUUGCACUACAGAAGAAAUAGGACGGCUAAGAAGAAGCCUCAGUCUGAGUACAGUGGAAAUGAAAUAAGGGAGGACGCCGCUGCUCCUGGAAUCUUCAACCCCAAGGCAAAAAGGGACAGUAAAUCCGAAAGUCAUCUCCUGGAAAAUGUCUCUUCUAGACCUGGAUCAGUCAGUACAACCAAAUCCCAACUAAAGAACUUCAUAGUCUGAAUUUGCAUUUCUAUUUCCCCUCUUUAAAGGCCAGCUGUGUUUUACUGCAGUGAAAGUGGGGUUCAUCUGAAAAACCCAUCCCAUCUGUGUUGCGUGGCCUUUAUCUACCACUCCUAAUCCUUGUGUUGCAUUGAUACCUGUUAAGUUACUUCCCUGCGGGUUUGUGAAGUUUCCUGUCAAGUUAUUUCCUGCAGGUUAAGUUUUAUUUGUUUGUGAUGCUUGCUUGGUACUGUUUGUGUCGUCGGACAGGUUAGGUCAAGAAAAUGUCACCAUCCGCAUGAAAAAAAAAAAUCCUCAUUUCAACUUUAUUUGUUAUUUCUUAGCUAGGCUGAGUGUACAAAAGUUUCUACCUAUCUCAGUGACGUGCAGUGAGGUUUAUGGCUGGUGAGGCAGUCCUCUCCCCCGACACCCCAC
Thamnophis elegans (Western terrestrial garter snake) is the source of this 1968-nucleotide messenger RNA. RefSeq names its product V-set and immunoglobulin domain containing 2 (gene VSIG2). Bases 541 to 1554 code for a protein of 337 amino acids. The transcript has 7 exons. Lineage: Eukaryota; Metazoa; Chordata; Lepidosauria; Squamata; Natricidae. The record is from RefSeq and is a predicted model, not a curated record.